UUGCCUCUUCAGUGCUCCCGUGAAGGUUCACGUAAAGGUUCAUGUCAAGAGCAAUACAACGACGGAGGAACUUUCUCGCAAGUGCUGUGUUGUGAGCCCACAAAGCCGUGGACGGAUGGGGCUCCUCGGCUUUCUUCCCAUUGUGCUCUCCAUCCUGCACCUCAUUUGUGCCUUGGAAUCCAUGUCCGUGAAUGAUGACACGGACUACGGUGGCCUGGUGUUCACGUACACGAGCGACGAUGCCAGCGCUGUGCAAGCGGUGAUGUUCCACUUCAACUUGAACCACACUGUGACCACGCACUUCCCAACCGUCUACUCCAAAAGAGCCUGGCAAGCCACAGACUCCACAUGGGUUCAUCGCAACUUGUAUCUGCCCUCCCUGAAGACUACUUGUGUAUUCUUCUGGGCUGCAGUCACCAUUGGCGACUGGACUCGCUUUUUGACGGACAACGGAUCGGCUUGUGCAAACAGCAUACAGCAGGAGCUUGGAAGUAGAAUAUCAUCUUUACCUGAUGAAUUAUCUGAUGAUGAUGUAAUUUCACUCUUAUUGGAUUAUGGACGCAUCCUGCAGCAACCUUAUGAAAUCGAAAGCUCCAUGUCACUCCAAGUUACUCUGAACGCCUCGUUCGACAGAGUCGCGAUCAUACGUAUGAUUAACACAACCACAGAUACUUUCGAUGCACUACUCCUUUCUGGUAAUCUCUACGAAGUUCUUUCAUGUAGCUCCAACUAUAGUUGCGUCCUCAAACUUUCCUACAAUCAGCCAAGUGGUGACGGUGCCGCAAACUCUACGACGAUGGAUUUAGAACACUUUAUGACCUUAUCGGUCGCCUACGUGAAUGACUGGCAAGUGGAUCUAUCCUCGUUCUCCAUUGUCAUCAUAGACAUCCACCGCAGUGUCAAGAACCCUGCUGUUAAAAGUCUUCAACGCAGUCCUGACAUCCGUAACAUGGGCUGCCUGUGUAUCAAUAAAGAUUUGCCAUUAGGUAGAGAAAGAUGGUGUGUAACACUCGGCAGCGCACCGUCACUGAUCACACUAAAGCGCAUGGAGGCUUGCACCGAACCCUUUGCGCACAGGGCAAAUCGGACGCUGCAGCACGUGCUCAGUGGAAAAUGCCUCACGCUUUCCUCAACAUUGGACUUGAGCUUCGAUGAUUGCUCAUUCGCCAGGACUGUUAUAUUCCAGCGCCAGGCAAUGAAAUUGUGGAGGCCUUUGUCAAGCAGCGAUUACAUCUGCGUGAAAAGUGACGGUUACACUCUCCAGCAUGGCACGUUCAAGGAGAGAGCUCGCUUCUUCUUCAGCACAGAAUACUCAAAUCCUGUCGGGAUGGAAUCGAAGUUUUUACCAAAUGCCUUCAUCCGAGCCUCGUCAGAAUUCAGCAAAGCACUGGGCGCAGGCGAGGCCAGGCUGGGCAACCUUGGCGGGUUUUGGAGACCGGCCAUCGAUGCCGGUUCCUACAUCGAGGUGGAUUUUAAGACGCCCGUAAAUGUGACGGGCGUGAUUCUGCAAGGAUCUAGCCCAGAGGUCGACUUUGCCAAAAAGUGGGAACCCUCGUGGGUCACGUCUGUGAUAUUCAGUGCUUCCAACACCAGCGUGUUCAAGGAUAUACAGGUGAGCAGCGUCGAUCUUGACGAGUACAGGAAAGUGAAGAUCUACUUUGCCAAUAUGACAUGCGCGACCAUUUUACGAUUAACUCCGACUUCGUCGCAUGGCAACGUCUCUCUCCGAUUUGAGGUGCUCGCAAACUACCACAAAAUUAACACCACCUUCAUAGACUAUAUCCCAAUCGACACUAACGGAUCGAUAAAGUUCUUCGCCAACAACACCUUCAGCAACCUCGCCUGCUACUGGUGGGAUAUCAGCAACGUCAGCAAAAUCAUGAUCGGCCACGCGCUCUGCGACUACGUGUGCAACUGCAGCGCUAAAAGGUUCCCUUUGCAAAACGACCUGGAGUUCGUGUACACAUUCCCGCUCCUCGGUUUAUACAACGUUACUGUCACCGAGCUGGUGCCCUUCGCCUCCGCGACGUAUGAGCGCAUGGAGGUCGCUGUGAACAGCAGGGGUUGCAAGACCCUGUCGGUAAACAUCGACGACAACAGCGUGAGCCUUGCGAGAGCACGGACCGUUUCUCGUAAAGACGCCCUCGUACGUUUAGCGACGUUAUACGGCUUCUGCAUCCGUGCGCAGAUGUACUUUUUCGAUUGGAUCGCAACCGACCUCUCCAAGGGCUCGUCCAGGCAGCUCAACGCCAUGUCGAGGUACGUUAGGUUCCCGCCAAACUUUUUCAGUCCUGGGAAGUUCUCAGUGACGGCAAAGGGAAGAUACAUCGGGAACUUCUCACUGGAGAAAUCGAGCACCAUCUAUAUCAACGUGCCAGCCUCUCAGCUCGUUGUGGCGUUCCGCGGAGCAGGCACUCGGGUUGUGGGCAACGACCAGGACCUCGUGGUUGAUGCCGGAGAAUUUUCAUAUGACCCCGAUGAUGACAUUUUGCCCGGAAACCUGAGCUUCGCCUGGAACUGCUCGCUGGUGCUAGAUCUGUCGGCCACCCCAGCAGGAUGCGGAGACGGCACCGUCACCAAUGGCUCCAUGUUCAUCGCUAAUGCGAGUGCCCUGAUCGUGGGUUCCACGAUGUCCAUCACAGUCACCGCUACUAAGGGUCACAAGACGGGAUCGGCAACGCAGAUGGUUAAAAUCACCAGCGACUCACCGCCGGAUAUUUACAUAAGAUGCAUCCACAACUGCAAGACCAAGACCGCAGUAACUCAUCCAUUGUCUCUGAUGGCCGUGUGCUUGAACUGCAAGGCCAGUGACGUUGUGACAUACUGUUGGAAGCUGUAUGAUCAUGAAGUACUUCACAGUUAUUUCCACACGCUCACAGACACAGGUGUCCUUUCUAGUGGCCUGGAAGUGAAGAGUAAUUCAUUGCUUAGUGGACUUGUCCUCGUAAUCAAAGUGGAAGUCACAAUCUCGAGAAGGUCUUCAACUGCCGAGUUUAACUUGACAACAAACUUCCCCCCUUACAAUGGCAGCUGUCAUAACAAAGAACGAGAAGGCAUCGCCAGCAUGACACUCUUUACGAUCAUAUGCGAUGGCUGGCUGGAUGAGGGUGACGCGCUGCUCCGGAAUAACGUGGUAGAUCUGGAUCUGGGAUUCUUCUACCAGGUGUCCACGUUAGAAGGGCAGCGUGAACGUAUUGUGCACACGAGCUGGAUUAAAGAUAUGCAGAAUAUCCUCCUUCCGGUCGGCGAUCCACUCAACGAUUACUGUCUCCCACUGAUCGUCUAUGUCUGUGACAUCUACACAGACUGUUCCAUCUGGCAAUCAUCUGUGAAGGCCCACCCGCCGAAUAUGAGUGAGUUCGAGAACUUAGCCAGCAACAUCGCACCGCCCGACGGGAUGUUAUGGAUGUCAAUUGCAACCAACAACAGUAAGAUAGCCAUCGAAGCGAUGCAGACCUACGCUACAGUAUUUUCGACACAGAACGACACGUCCACACAGCAGACUACUUCACACAACAUGUUAUUGGCCAUGUCCCAGUCAACGGGUCAGUUCUACAUACCUGUGGACAUACUUCAGUACUCAGGCACAGUCGCGACUCUCACCAGAAAUGUCGCGGUCGUGAACCAAUCACUGUGGGAUGCUCUGGGGAAGAGUAACCUCUUUGUUGCCGAGACUCUUGGUAAUGGGUUGUCAUCCCUGAGCAACAUCAUAGAUGUAUCGAAAGAUCUCACGGAAACGGUUGGCAAUCUCUUGGACUCGUCACAUAUCACGACACAAGCCAGCCUCAGCGACACCUCGGAACAAGCCAUGAAUCUGUUCAAGCUUGCAUACAAAACCAUACAGUCCUUCGGGAAUGCUGUCAACACGCAGCAGAUGCCUGGCACGCCGGCCAGAGAGAUGGAGCACAAAAACCUCUCCGUGACCCUGGUGACGGCCAGUCAUGCAGACACGGCUGAUAUAAAUGUAACAGGGAAGUACGGAGGCGUCGCCUUCGGCCGGAACCUGCGCGACCCCAACAACACGGAAAAAGUAGCCUUGCAGUUGGUCUCUUUCAGGGCGGACCCGUUCGUGUGGAGCCCCACAGAUCGGCUCGAGUCGUCCGUCAUCAACGUCAAGCUGACCGGAAGCAUCGCCUCAGCCUUGCCUUCCGCCACGAUCCGCCUGACAAAUCCCUCGGCGCCGAAAACAUUAACGAUCAACAGCACCUGCCGAGCCAGCGUGUGCCUGCAACAACAUAAGUUCAGCGUCAGCACACAAGGAUCGAUGAUCGCUCUCACGAUCCUGUCGACGACCGUUCACCAGAUGCUAGAGAUAUUCGUCGCAUUUCGACAACCAGUUUCUCUUGAGCCGCCAAACUACAGCUUCAGUUUCUCGAUGAACGAGUCGCAACAGCUCAGUAAGAAGGUGGAUAAAAUUACACCCAUGAGGUUUGUCAUCCCAGGAAAUUCCACUCAAGCUGGCGACUACUACAUGUGCUUUAAAUUUCCAGGCUCAAACGUAACCAUGGUCACAGUGAUGACUCUAACUGUGACCCGCUGCGAAAUGAAAAACGACAUAGGCGGCUCGUGGGAUCACCACUCGCUGGAGACACAUGACAGCUCCACCGAAAAUUUCAUCACGUGCGUGGUGGACUUGGCGUCUCAGAACUUGCGCUCUGCGAGUGGAGGAAUCGCCAUGUUCAUUGGGGCGCAGGUGUAUGUCCCCCCCAACGUCAUCCACUUCGACACGGUCUUCUCCAAAUUCGACCUUGUGGGAAACGGAGCCGUGUUUGGGACGAUGCUCGCGAUACUGGCCGCGUACGCCCUCGCCAUACUUCUGACUCGCAGGGCGGACAGGAGAGACGCCCUUAAGUGGAUGGUGCUCCCUAUCUCCGACAACAGCAGCAGCUACAGUUACACGUACCUCAUGUCGGUGACGACCGGAAUGAAAUGGGAUGGAGGGACCAAGUCCAAAGUGUUUUUCACAAUCUACUUUGAAGGAGACAACACUGGCAUACGUAUGAUGCAGAAUGGUGUAUAUGAUGAAUUUCCACCCGGUGUCACGAGAGCAUUCAUUGUCUCGAUCCCGCGAUGUUAUGGACGAGCAAAGGCCAUGGAAGUUUGGCUCGAUAGCUCGGAGCUCAGCGACGACCACAGCUGGUUCCUCAACGAAGUCCUGCUGUACGACAUCGAGCAGCACACCACGUUCUUCUUUAUCUUCAAUGCGUGGCUCUCGGUCCUGUAUGGCGAUGGAAGCCUCUCUCGGCGCACGGACUCUGCGCCGGGACACAGCAUCACAAGUUGGUCACGGCUGCUCACGCAGUCUUUCAAGAAACACUUCUCUGACGACUUCCUAUGGAACUCGUGCACAAUGCGCAUCAGCAAGGACAACUUCACACGGACCCAGCGCCUCUCCUGUUGCGUGUCCCUGCUCUUCCUCGUCAUGAUCACCAAUGCCAUGUGGUUCACGGUGGAGCGCGGCAGCAGUGCCACCGCCCUCCUGGGCAACGUGUUCAUCGCGAUCGUCAACAGCCUCAUCGAGAUCCCCGUCAGCAUCCUCAUCAUCUUCAUCUUUCGGCGACAGCGGCCGGCGGGCGAGCGAGCGGGCGGCGAGGGACUGCCGCGCUGGACCAUCUACGUGGCAUGGGCCCUCGUCUUCCUCAUCAUCGUGACGAGCGGCUUUUUCACCGUCCUCUACAGCAUGGAGUGGGGGCCCGAGAAGGCCAACCGCUGGCUCGUGCUCUUCCUGAUGUCAAGCAGCGUCUCCCUGUGUCUGGUGCAGCCCAUUAAGGUAUCAAUUUUGGCACUCAAAUGUCUCAUCACGUCAAGGAGCAAGGAGAGCUAUGGUGAAAUUGAGAUGCAGCUAUUUCUGGACGAGUGGCACCCAGAAGAGAUAGAAGCACAUCACUCGUGGAGCAACGAAUCCAGCGGGUCUGGUGAGCGGCGUUUUAACAAGGGAAUCACUCAACACAACCUCUAUGCCGCGUCUCCUCGUGAAAGUGAGGAAAGCCGCUGA
Messenger RNA from Lethenteron reissneri (Far Eastern brook lamprey), 5995 nucleotides. RefSeq lists its product as uncharacterized. Gene Ontology annotation, molecular function: protein binding; calcium channel activity. NCBI's taxonomy places the organism in Eukaryota, Metazoa, Chordata, Hyperoartia, Petromyzontiformes, Petromyzontidae. The record is from RefSeq and is a predicted model, not a curated record. Gene Ontology annotation, biological process: detection of mechanical stimulus. Gene Ontology annotation, cellular component: membrane.